Molecule: messenger RNA, 922 nt
Organism: Mycena citricolor
Lineage: Eukaryota; Fungi; Basidiomycota; Agaricomycetes; Agaricales; Mycenaceae
Source: the annotation of a GenBank genome assembly
CGUGCUUCGCCUUAGGUUUGGGCUUCGGUCGGGCAUCCUGAGUAAUCUAAGCAAGGACGCGGCUUCGAGAUCAAGAGACCUCACGCUGCGUGGCUUCACAGGUUGGAUCGACAUGUCGGCUGUCUCUACCUUCACAUCGGCAUCGUUCUGGAAUGCUUGAUUCUUGACGCGAGCGUGAAGAGUAGAACGCACCUUGAUAUGUUCCGCUUUCACUUUGGCCUUCUUCAUGGCUUUAACCUUGGGCCCGCCCUUGCCUUUCGUUGCGCCGAUGCGUUUCUUCGGCUCUUGCUUGACAGCGACAGGGGCAGCGGGCACAGGCACGUCGGGCAGUUCGUCGAAGUCGACAGCCACGCCUUCAGGGACAGGCGAAGACGUGCGUCCUUUCUUACCUCCAUACCGCUUCAUGGCCGGAGCAGGGACCCCAACGCCGAAAAUUGCAGCAGAGCCGCUGUGUGUGAUAUCCGAGUCUCCGCCCUUCGCACGUUUCAUAGAUCGACUUUGCUCGUUGCUGUCUUCCGCAGCACGUUUGAUCCCGUGUUUCGCUUCGACGACCUGGUUGUUCUUGCCUUUCAUUUUGUUUUUGGUCGAAUCCACGUUCAUAACUUUGUUUGCCGCAGGAAGAUUCGUGCUCUUCUUCUUCUUACCUGCUUCGCGUCAAUGGCUUCGCGUCAAGUUCAUCCCUGAUCGUUCUUCUUGGUACCAGCAGCAACGGGAGGUCUCUUGGCCGCCCCUCGAGUGACUCGAACAGGAGGGGGAGGUAGAUCCGGUGACGGUUGUGUCGGCACGAAGUCUUCGUCCUGUGCAACGCCCAGCUCGAGACUGGAACUCGGCUGGCUAAAGUUCUUGAUCUCGUCCUCGUCCUCCACAUCGUCGGAAAAGGCCACAGCUUUCUUUCCUGAAAUUGCUCUGCUUUGCGACUUGC